AUGGCGGUCCUCUACUUCUUGUGUAGUGUGCUCGUAGGAAAGAAGAAGCCAGGGAAUCCAGCACCAUCCGUAGAGCCAUUCUUUCUUAGGGCUAUUGAUGAUUUGGAAAUAUGUACAACGUUCCCUUGGGGUCGUUUGACUUUUGAUAAGAACAUGAAGGACAUCUUUCAUUGUAUAAAGCACUUUGGUGGAGUUUUGAGCACAAACCAAUGGGUCUUUCCUAGUUUCGUCAUUCCGUUGGAGGUUCUUGCUUUUGAGGCAAUUCCUGUUCUUAAGGAAAAUUUCCGAGAAGGUGUUAGUAAUGCACAUGCACACCGUCAUCGUCCUCGGAUGUGCAAGAUGAAAUUUAAAGCAAGUAAAAUGAAAAGGUUUUCAUUGAAGGAAAUUUGUGACAAACUUGGUACAACUAAGGAUACUGAGAGUAUCUUGACUCCAUCAUCACGUGAGAAACGUCUUUUAGGUCGUAUCAUGGAUGAAGAGAGUCGCUAUAAUGAUGUAGAUGAUCCCGUUGUUUAUAGUUGGACCAAGUGUUUAAUUGAUGAAGAGAAGACAAUAUGGUUUGAAGAGCUUUACAACCAAGAUUUGGCCACCCGGGAGACAAAUCUGGAUAACAGAGUUAAAUUUGUGGAAUCCUAUGUGAAAUGGGCCUCAGGUGAAAAUCAAUAUUAUACGAAUGAAGGUGUUGGAGAUAUGAAUGGAGGUGGCAAUGGAGAUACGAAUGAAGGUGACAAGGAGCAAGCUGAGAUGGAGCAGACUAAGAAAGAUAAGUUUGAGAGGGAGCAGGCUGAGAGGGAGCAGGCUGAGAGGGAGCAGGCUGAGAAGGAGCAGGCCGAGAAGGAGCAGUCUGAGAGGGCUAAGACCGAAAAGAAUGAGAGGGCUAAGGCCGAGAAGGCUGAGAGGGCUGAGUGGGCUAAGACCGAGAAGGUUGAGAGGGCUGAGAGGGCUAAGACCGAGAAGGCUGAGAGGGCAAAGGCCGAGAAGGCUGAGAGGCCUAAGGCCGAGAAGGCUAGGGCCGAGAAGGAUAAGGCUGAGAGGGCUAAGGCCGAUAAGGCUGAGAGGGCUAAGGCCGAGAAGGAUAAGGCUGACAAGGAGCAAGCUGAUAAGGCUGAGAGGGCUAAGGCUGACGAGGAGCAUGCUGAGAAGGAACAAACUGAGAAGGAAAAGGCUGAGAAAUCCGAGACCAAGAAGGAGAAGGUUGAUGAAGAGAAAACACAACUUGGUACAACUAAUGAAGAGACAGAACAACUUGGUACAAUUGAAGAAGAGAAAGAACAACUUGGGACAACUGAAGAAGGCCGAGAGGAAGAUGUUGAGAUGGAACAUGGCGAGAAAGAACAAGCUAAGGAGAAAGGAGAAAAGAGGGAAAGAGAAGAAGUUCUUAAUGCUCACCAAGGUAAAAGGGUGAAGAUCAUAAGCAAGAAGAAAGGAUCGACUGUGGUAAUAAGGAUUCCCGAUGCUCCAGAUUCGCAGCUCAUUCUCAAAAAUCGCAAACCCAAAAUAAAAAGACGAAAUCGCAAACCAACCUAG
Capsella rubella is the source of this 1527-nucleotide messenger RNA. RefSeq lists its product as uncharacterized. The transcript has 3 exons. Bases 1 to 1527 code for a protein of 508 amino acids. NCBI's taxonomy places the organism in Eukaryota, Viridiplantae, Streptophyta, Magnoliopsida, Brassicales, Brassicaceae. The record is from RefSeq and is a predicted model, not a curated record.